CUCUUUUAAACUCCGGUUGAUACGUACGCGUAGCUUAGCUACUCCUCUCUCUGUCUCUCAUUGAUGAAAUCUCACACCCUAUCCUACCUCUAAGUUCUAACACCUACAAUAUAGCCUCUGUAUAUACACACACCAUAUAUAUACACACUGUUGGUUGUAUAUUACUGUGACUGUGGCCAACCCAACUUCCUCCGAGUCAUGGCCGCUGCAACAAUCAGCCGCCGCCGCCGCCUUCGUCUCCGGCCGCAACGACACCGUUUCAAUCCCACUUGACCACUCCUCCGCCGCUUCCGCUUCUGCCACCGCGAUCUCCAUGUUGAGGUUCCGCAACUUAAUGCUCAUAUCAUCACCGCCGCCGCAGCCGCCGUCGACAGAUUCCCUAUCGGAAAAUCUGGAGAACGAUUUGUCGGGCGCGGAAGAGAAAGUGUGCGGAGACUGCGGAAACAGAGCAAAGAAAGAGUGCGCCUUUGGGAGGUGCAGGACAUGCUGUAAGAGCAGAGGGUAUGACUGUGCCACUCACGUGAAGAGCACGUGGGUUCCGGCGUCUCAGCGUCGUGAUCGGAAAUUCACCGUCGCCGGAGCUGUCUCCGGAAGUGGGCCGUCGUGUCCUGGGAGUAAGAAGCAGAGAACAGAGGUUUCAGAACAGAACAAUGCUGCGAAAGCGCCAUUGGGUCUUCAGACAAGUUCUUCUCAUCAAGGCUUCAAGGAGGCAUUGCCGGGAAAAGUUCAAGCGCCUGCAGUAUUCAGACGCAUAAGGGUAACCGCCAUUACCAACGGCGAAGCAGAGGUCGCUUACCAAGCUACUGUCACCAUAAGCGGCCAUGUCUUCAAGGGCUUUCUUUACAACUAUGGCGGCGUUGAUCAAAACAAUCCACUUCCACGUGCUUCCUCCAAACUGCCUACAGAAAAUUAACCCAAAAAAAAAAAUGGGGGAAAACCGAAUAUGGGACUUUGCCCUCACCCCCACAUGUGAAAAAGGAAGAUGCAAAUUGUAAUUGGUGACGGACAGAGCAAAGCAUUUUAGCAUCUCUCUCUCAAACAAUGCUUGACAUCAACGCUAAUAGCCGAAGUCCCUCGUCCACUCAAACGAAGGAAAAUUAUAUAUACGUAUGUAUAUAUAUAUAUAUAUAAUCUUAUGUAUAAUAACAAGGUUGAAGAAAGGAAAAUGACAUUCAUUUUUAUAUUCGAUUAUUGUUUUUUUUUUAUAUAAGAUUUGGUCCAACAAGGUUUGAACCCGGGUUAGAAGCAUUUUUUGUAACUCAACCACUAGACCACUCUAUUUAGGUUAAUUAUUGUUAUUAUGUUUGGAUAUUUGUAUUUUGUUUGUUUGAUUGAAUUAAGUUAUUUUAAGUAUUA
Messenger RNA from Tarenaya hassleriana, 1356 nucleotides. RefSeq names its product protein SHI RELATED SEQUENCE 6. The transcript is spliced from 3 exons. Gene Ontology annotation, biological process: positive regulation of DNA-templated transcription. Bases 314 to 913 code for a protein of 199 amino acids. The record is from RefSeq and is a predicted model, not a curated record. Gene Ontology annotation, molecular function: DNA-binding transcription factor activity; DNA binding. Gene Ontology annotation, cellular component: nucleus. Lineage: Eukaryota; Viridiplantae; Streptophyta; Magnoliopsida; Brassicales; Cleomaceae.